AUGCAGCUGGAUGGUGUUUCCCCGCCGCCAGAGCCCAUCGAGGCCAAGCAGGGAGACCACGAGAAGGUCAUGGACGAGGAGGCCGACUUGAAGCCAAUUGACAACACGCCUUACGAUGACCCAUUCGGUAACGAGCAGAACGCCGAGGUCAAGUACAAAACUCUCAAGUGGUGGCAAUGUGGAAUGUUUAUGAUCGCCGAAUCAAUCUCGUUAGGGGUUCUGUCUCUGCCCGCAACCCUCAAGGUUCUGGGUUUGGUCCCAGCGAUCAUCCUGAUCGUUGGCCUGGGGCUUCUGGCCCUGUACACUGGAUACACCAUCGGUCAGUUCCGGCAAUACUAUCCGCACAUUCACAACCUGGCCGAUGCAGGAGAAAUCCUCAUGGGCCGUUUCGGGCGUGAGCUGUUUGGGCUCGGUCAAAUCCUGUUCUCCAUCUUCAUCAUGGGCAGUCACAUCGUCACCUUCACCGUCAUGAUGAACACCAUUACCGAACAUGGCACCUGCUCCAUUGUUUUCAGUAUUGUCGGGAUGGUCAUCUGUAUGGUGCUGUCGCUGCCGCGGACGAUCAAGAACAUGACCUACAUUUCUAUCGCCUCCUUCCUGAGCAUCUUCUCGGCCGUGAUGAUCACCAUGAUUGGCGUCGGUGUCCAAUACAAAGGAGGCGCCAAUAUCAGCAUUACCAGCGAGACCAACAUCUACCAUGCCUUCACCGGUGUGGUCAACAUUGUCUUUGCGUACUGCGCCCACGUCGCCUUCUUCGGUCUCAUUGCCGAAAUGGAGGAACCCAAAGACUUUACCAAGGCGCUCUGUUUGCUGCAGUUCUUUGAGAUUGCCUUGUACGUCACCGCCGCGAUCGUCAUCUACUACUAUGUGGGCAACGACGUCGUCUCGCCGGCUCUCGGUUCGGCUGGUCCGUUGCUGAAGAAGGUCGCAUACGGUGUUGCCAUCCCCACGAUUAUCGGAGCUGGCGUGGUGAACGGCCACGUCGGAUUGAAAUAUAUCUAUGUCCGCAUCUUCCGCAAGACUGGUCGCAUGCAAAGCCGGGAUCUCCUCUCUGUUGGCUCUUGGAUAGCCAUCGGCCUCAGUUGCUGGAUCAUUGCCUGGAUCAUUGCGGAGGGUAUUCCCUCCUUCACCAACAUCGUCAGCCUAAUCAGUUCCCUCUUCGCCAGCUGGUUCAGUUAUGGCUUGCCUGGUGUGUAUUGGUUGCAUAUCAACUGGGGCCAAUGGUUCUCGUCUCCCCGGAAGAUCUGCCUGACAAUCAUCAACAUGUUGAUUGUGGGCAUUGGUGCUACGAUGUGUGGUCUGGGAUUGUAUGUCUCUGGCAAAGCCAUCCACGACGAUACAUCCAACGCCAGCUUCACUUGUGCCAACAAUGCUUAA
This is a messenger RNA of Aspergillus clavatus NRRL 1, 1377 nucleotides long. Its product is annotated as putative amino acid transporter. Gene Ontology annotation, cellular component: vacuolar membrane. The transcript is spliced from 8 exons. The record is from RefSeq and is a predicted model, not a curated record. Gene Ontology annotation, biological process: amino acid transmembrane transport. Gene Ontology annotation, molecular function: amino acid transmembrane transporter activity. NCBI's taxonomy places the organism in Eukaryota, Fungi, Ascomycota, Eurotiomycetes, Eurotiales, Aspergillaceae. Bases 1 to 1377 code for a protein of 458 amino acids.